UAGGAUGAGGUUUUUCAUUUUUGGUGCUUGCAUGACCAGCAGCCCACCACUCUUCCAUUCUCUGGUUCAGUUAUUCAACACACCUUUAAAUACCUUUACUUCAGUUCUCUGGUUCAUCUUCUUCAACACACCUUUAAAUAUCUUUCCCUUUAAAACACUUAAAAAAAUUGAAAAUUUUCACCUUCAAAAUCCAAACUUUCAUCAAUGGCAACCGCCUUACUUCUCGAACCUUCCGCUUUAACCACCACUAAACACCCUACUUUUCUCUCUCCUCAAUCCACCCCUCUUUUGCGUCCUUACCCAAUUCGAUUAACCUCAUUAGCCCCCUUUUCUUCCCCUUCUAUAAACCCUAAAUUUUCACCAAAACCCUUCAAAUUCACCCCCAAAUGCGACGCCAAAAACCCGAAUUCGCCCGAUUCCGAGCUGGGUAUCAAAGAGAAGACCCUAAAUUCAAUUGGGUUUGUUCUUGAUAAGAUUUCUGAGGCCUUAAAGGCGCUCAAGAAGCCUGCAAUUGCAGCUUUAUUAGUGGGUGCUUUGUUAAUGUAUGACCCAAAUUCUGCUUUUGCAGCUUCCGGUGGGAGAAUGGGAGGGCGAUCAUUUUCUUCAAGAUCGUCGAUGUCAGGAUCUCAGAGCUACUCUGUUCGGCCCUCAAGUCCUGGGUUUUCGCAAUCGGUACCGUAUUUCGCACCCUCGCCAUUUGGGGGUGCAGGGUUGUAUGUUGGGCCGGCGUUUGGGGUUGGAGCUGGUUCUAGUUUGUUUUUUAUUAUGAUGGGAUUUGCUGCAUUUAUUUUGGUUUCUGGGUUCCUUUCUGAUCGGUCUGAUGGUGGGGUUUUGACUGCUACUGAGAGAACUACUGUGAUCAAGCUUCAGGUUGGACUGUUGGGCAUGGCACGAUCGCUUCAAAGUGAUCUCAACCGGAUUGCUGAAGUUGCUGAUACAUCAACCCCAGAGGGUCUAAACUUUGUUUUAACAGAAACAAUGCUGGCCUUGCUUCGUCAUCCUGAUUAUUGCAUCUCAGCUUAUUCAUCUGUUGACAUCAAAAAGAGUAUCGAGGAGGGAGAAAAGAGGUUCAAUCAACUUUCCAUUGAGGAACGUGGUAAAUUUGAUGAAGAAACACUCGUAAAUGUGAAUAACUUAAAGAGGCAGAGCACCAAAAGCACGAGAGCCAGUGGAUAUAGCAACGAGUACAUAGUGAUUACCAUUUUGGUGGCUGCUGAAGGAGUAGUUAAAAUGCCUACCAUUAAUGGGAGCUUGGAUUUGAAAGAAGCCCUGCAAAAGCUUGGAUCCAUCCCGUCAAGUAAAACUAUGGCAGUGGAGGUUCUUUGGACUCCUCAGAAUGAAAAUGAUACAUUGUCAGAGAGAGAAUUACUUGAAGAUUACCCCCUCUUGAAGCCUCUAUGAGUAAUUGAGUACUGCUACUGCCCACAAUUUUCUUUUACCUGUACAUACCUUGAGGACUAUGAACUAUACUGAUAGGAUAUGUGUCUUAUACUGACUGAUUGGAGUGUUGAACAUUUUUUUUCUUUCUUUUUUUUUUUUUUCCCUUUUUCAGGUGACGCUUCUUUUACAUCGUUUUUCUUUCCAUUAUACUGUAGGUUAUAUAACCUAUAAGCGUUUGUAAGUAUACACUAAUACAUAAUCUCUUUGAGCUCCAGAAACUCUGAAUUCAACGUAAAUAGCAGAUAUGGUUACUUUUCAUGGACAAAGUUGAAAACAAAUGGUGUACAGAAUACUACAAAGCACGAGUAAUACAGUAAGGUAAGGUAAGAAACUUUAGAUGAGAAUAGUGGUGUUUUGGAGGGCAGGGUAAACAGCUGGACUGAAAAUUAGAUAAUACACCCGGGU
This is a messenger RNA of Chenopodium quinoa (quinoa), 1845 nucleotides long. RefSeq lists its product as uncharacterized. The coding region runs from base 205 to 1401 and encodes 398 amino acids. The record is from RefSeq and is a predicted model, not a curated record. The transcript is spliced from 6 exons. NCBI's taxonomy places the organism in Eukaryota, Viridiplantae, Streptophyta, Magnoliopsida, Caryophyllales, Amaranthaceae. Gene Ontology annotation, cellular component: chloroplast.